This is a messenger RNA of Linum trigynum, 2550 nucleotides long. Lineage: Eukaryota; Viridiplantae; Streptophyta; Magnoliopsida; Malpighiales; Linaceae. The record is from the annotation of a GenBank genome assembly.
CUGCAUUCGAUUUAGGCUAGUUUUGACAUGUACUAAUUCGAUAACUAUUUAUCCACAAUUCAACAAAGAUUUGUAACUCGUGAAAUUCGACUCAACAUCUCAAUGCAUGAGCAAGCAACUGUUGUAGCGCAUAAAAAUGCAUGAGUUGCAUGCAACUGUUGCAUGCAACUGUUGCAUGCAACUGUUGCAUGCAACUAUCAUGAUCGAUAAUUUAGAUUUGAAGAUACAUGUGAAGGAAUUAGUAAAGACUAAUAAUUUAGAUUUGAAGAUACAUGUGAAGGAACUAGUAAAGACUAAUCGAAUUGACGAUGAACUUUGUGAACCAUAGCAAAAAUGUCAUAAAGACCAAAGUUUAGUGACUAAAGGGUCAAUGACUCGAAUGUUUAGUGACCGUUUGGGUAAAUUAGGGCCAUAUAUUGUCAUGAAAAUCCAAACCGCAAUUUUCCCUCCUUUCCUCAGAUAUUUUUGUUUCUUUCCAUCGUCUCUCUCGCUUCUUCAAGGCCACUCAUCUGAUCUCAUUCUCAUCAUGUAACGGAAAACACCCCUCCAGUCCCUCUUCCUCUUCUUCUUCUCCAUACAGUCACAGAGCAAAUAGCUACCAACAAUGGCGGCUGUAACCGGCGCGCUGGGAGCUCUACGAUUGAACCCUACGAAUGCCGCAACGUUCCACGCCGAGCCUCCGCGACUCUGCAGCUUCAACUCCCAAGGACAUAGACGGAAGCCUUGCCGCAAUGUCCCGUGCCAAUCGUCGCUGACGAACCAGCAGCAACAGCAGAAGAACAUUCCCUUAUUUUCAGAACCGGAGAACCGGCUGAUCGACGCUCUCAUCGGAAUCCAAGGCCGCGGGAAAUCUGCCAGUGUUCAGCAGCUUAACGAAGUGGAGCAAGCAGUGAGGGUUCUGGAAGGACUAGAAGGGUUGCCUGAUCCGACAGAACGGGAAUUGAUAGAAGGCCGUUGGCAAUUGAUGUUCACCACGAGGCCAGGAACUGCUUCCCCAAUUCAGAGAACGUUUGUGGGUGUUGAUUUCUUCAAAGUGUUUCAAGAGGUAUACCUUCGUACAGACGAUCCCCGAGUUUCCAACGUUGUGGUGUUCUCUGAUGCUGUUGGUGAGCUCAAAGUGGAGGCUGCAGCAUCAAUUGCAAACGGGAAGCGGAUACUCUUCCAGUUCGAUAAGGCGGCUUUUUCCUUGAAAUUCUUGCCCUUCAAGGUUCCAUAUCCAGUGCCAUUUAGGCUGCUUGGGGAUGAAGCAAAGGGUUGGCUGGACACCACCUAUUUGUCCCCCUCUGGAAACCUUCGCAUCUCAAGGGGGAAUAAGGGCACCACGUUUGUGCUGCAAAAGGAAACUGAACCUAGGCAAAGACUGUUGUCAGCCAUCUCUACGGGAACACAAGUCAUGGAGGCAAUCGAGGAGUUCCUACGGGCCAAUGACAAUGUAGGUCAAAGUGAACAAGAACUUGUUGAAGGAGAAUGGCAAAUGGUGUGGAGUUCUCAGACAGAAACAGAUAGUUGGAUAGAGAAUGCUGCCAAUGGUCUCAUGGGAAAGCAGAUUGUGAAAAGCAAUGGACAGCUGAAGUUCGUGGUGGACAUGUUUCUUGGACUCAAAUUCUCCAUGUCCGGAACGUUUGAGAAGUCCAGCAGCAGCAGCAACAACACGUACAGCGUGAUAAUGGACGACGCAGCCAUCAUUGGGGGUGCAUUUGGGUACCCCAUAGAGCUGCAAACCAAGAUGGACUUUGAGUUGCUAUACACAGAUAGCAAAGUGAGAAUCAGCAGGGGUUACAAUCGCAUUCUCUUUGUGCAUGUACGGGUCGAUGGAACCACAGUGCAGAAAUGAGCCCCUUCUGUCAGCCAAAGCCAACUCGGAGAGCUGUACCAGUAUAUGCUAAUUGUACAUUGAAUUGUGUAAAUACCAAAUAGUGAUGGCCAGUUCAUUCGGAGAAUGAAUCUAAUUAUGAAACUCCCUACUUAGGCAGGCAGAAGUGCUAUCUACCUUCAUUGCAAGAGUAAUGACCCAAUAUCUUCAUUACAAACCAAAUCUUACUUAUUGAAGUGGAUUGAUCUUCUUCAUUAUUACCAUUGUUUGUUGGUUAGAUCUAAAGUCACAUCUUCAUUGUGACAUUUUGUGAUUAAUCCUAACCCAAUAUUAAAUUACAAUUCAUUCAAGCCAAAGUAAUACUCAACAAAGCAUUCAUGUAAGAUUGUUCGAUAGUCAUCACUGUGACACUCGUCACAACAAAAAUAAAUGGUGAAAUGACAGACAAAAAAAGACAAGAUGUUUGACCGAACUAAAGGAAUCGAAACUUUUUUUGGGUAUGAGACUAAAAGGUUUGAAACAGUUAGCAAAUAGAUAAGCCAGUUCAGUAGCAUAAAUUCUUUCAUAAACAAUAAAAGGCGAAGCCUCUCAAACCUUGACUUCAGAAUUAUGCUACUACUUGAAAUGUCAUUUGUCGGUUCAAGUAUCUUUGAUAUUCUGUUGUCAACCAAUUUGAUAAGUAAUAACUAACAACACAUAUAUUAUAUAUUGACUUGUAAUGAAACUAUACUGCUUUU